AAAAGCGAGUUUCCACCUAAUUAGAGUGAGAAGUGAAGACCGGCGGGCAAGGCGUGGCGGCCUCUGCAUCAGCAAAUUUUCAAGGAGCAGCUGGGCAAAAUCAGUAUAUAUGCACCCAGGGUACAACCCAGGAAAACACUUAUAUCAACUCCCAUGGGCAAACACAUUGGUGUCUUGGCCUUCCCCUUCGCUUCCCACCCUCUAACGCUUCUGGGGCUGGUCCGCAGGCUAGCGUCUGCAGCACCCGACGCCAAGUUCUCAUUCUUCAGCACUGCAAACUCCAACAGCUUCCUCUUCUCCGCUCGAAGCCCCGGUGGUGUUCUUGGUAAUCUGAAACCUUAUGAUGUUCCGGAUGGGGUGCCGGUGGGUCAUGUGCUGUCUGGGAACCCUGCAGAGGGUGAUGGGCUUUUCUUGAAGGAAGCACCUGCGAAUUUUAAGCGGGCCAUGGAAGUGGCGGUAGCGGAGACUGGGAGGAAGAUUAGCUGCCUGGUGACUGAUGCCUUGUUGUGGUUUGCAGCUGAUAUGGCUGAGGAAAUGGGGGUUCCUUGGGUCCCAUUUUGGACCGCUGGCCUCUCUGCGCUCUCUGCCCACUUACACACUGAUGUCAUCAGGCAAAUGAUGGGUGUUAGAGGUCAUGAAGACCAGACCCUUAACUUCAUUCCAGGACUGUCCGCAAUGACCUUCCAAGACUUACCUGGAGAAAUAGCUUCCGGGAACUUGGAUUCUACCCCCUCACUCAUGCUACACAAAAUGGGGCUCACACUGCCACGCGCAACUGCUAUUGUUGCCAACUCCUUUGAAGAGCUAGACCCCGUAGUAGCAACACAUCUCAAGUCCAAGCUGCCAAAGCUUCUAUGCGUGGCUCCUUCCGCCCUAACGUCCUCACCGGAUGAGUUGAAUUCUGAUGUGAAUGGCUGCCUAUCUUGGUUGGACAAGCAGAAAGCGAAGUCAGUGGCAUAUAUCAGCUUUGGAAGCAUGUUGGCACCCUCACCCGACGAGCAUGUAGCAUUGGCAGAAACGCUGCAAGCAACUGGGGUGGCAUUUCUUUGGUCUAUUAAGGACAACUUGAAGAAAAAUUUGCCGGAAGGAUUUCUAGAGAGGACGAGCGGGAAUGGAAAAGUAGUUCCAUGGGUUCCCCAGAUCCGAGUCUUAGCACACCCUUCAGUUGGAGUGCACAUCACACAUGGCGGUUGGAACUCAGUGAUGGAGAGCAUUGCAGGCGAGGCGCCCAUAAUCUGCAAGCCAUUUUGGGCUGACAAUACUCUCAACUUGCGGGCAAUAGAGGAUGUGUGGGGGAUCGGUGUUGGAGUUCCAGGAGGGGUCCUCACAAAAAAUGGAUUAAAGGCAGCCCUAGAACAAGUUUUGGGGCAGCAAGGGAGGAUGACAGAAAAAAUUGGUGUCCUCAAAAAGCUUUGGACAAGGGCCACUGAGCCAAAUGGGAGCUCAACUCAGAAUUUCCGUACUUUGUCGAAGAUAGUGACGAAUGAAUAGGAAUAGUAGUUCAAUUUAAUGCCUAUAUGUUCUUAGAUAUGCAUGCCAAUGAUGAAAAUGUAAGGGGCUUCUUUAA
This is a messenger RNA of Vitis riparia (riverbank grape), 1567 nucleotides long. Its product is annotated as flavonol 3-O-glucosyltransferase F3GT2-like. The transcript is spliced from 2 exons. The coding region runs from base 154 to 1491 and encodes 445 amino acids. Gene Ontology annotation, molecular function: UDP-glycosyltransferase activity. The record is from RefSeq and is a predicted model, not a curated record. NCBI's taxonomy places the organism in Eukaryota, Viridiplantae, Streptophyta, Magnoliopsida, Vitales, Vitaceae.